GAUUGGAUGACACGGCCGUCGCUCACCUCGGAUGAGAGCUUCCGAACACUGACUGCCAAGAUGAAGCACUACGAGGUGGAGAUUCUGGAUGCCAAGACCAAGGACAAACUCUGCUUCCUGGACAAGGUUGAGCCAAAUGCCACUAUCGGAGAGAUCAAGUCCAUGUUCCACAAAAGCCAUCCUCAGUGGUACCCAGCCCGGCAGUCCAUCCGCCUCGACCCAAAGGGCAAGUCUCUGAAGGAUGAGGAUGUUCUGCAGCAUCUUCCGGUGGGAACCACGGCAACCUUCUACUUCAGGGACCUGGGAGCACAGAUUAGCUGGGUGACCGUGUUUUUGACGGAGUACGCCGGUCCCCUCCUCCUCUACCUGAUGUUCUACUUCCGUGUUCCAUUUAUCUACGCCCCCAAAUAUGACUUCACCACCAGCAAGCACUGGGUCGUACAUCUAGCCUGUAUGUGUCACUCGUUCCACUACCUGAAGAGACUCCUGGAGACCCUGUUUGUCCAUCGCUUCUCCCAUGGAACCAUGCCACUGCGCAACAUCUUCAAGAACUGUACGUACUACUGGGGUUUUGCUGCCUGGAUGGCAUAUUACAUCAACCACCCACUGUAUACACCGCCCACUAUAUACGGUGAGCAGCAGGUGAGAAUGGCGCUGGUCCUCUUUCUGUUCUGUCAGAUUGGGAACUUCUCCAUCCACAUCGCCUUGCGGAACCUCCGCCCACCAGGAUCAAAGACCAGGAAGAUCCCGUAUCCCACUAAGAAUCCCUUCACCUGGAUCUUCCUACUGGUGUCCUGUCCCAACUACACCUACGAGCUGGGCUCCUGGCUGGGCUUCACCCUGAUGACCCAGUGUCUGCCGGUGGCGUUCUUCACGGCCGUGGGCUUCAUCCAGAUGACCGUUUGGGCCAAGGGGAAACACCGCAGCUACCUGAAGGAGUUCCGGGAUUACCCCCCGCUCCGCUCCCCCAUCCUCCCCUUCAUUCUCUAGAGGGGGGAGGGGGUGAAGACGCGGGGCCUCACACGGCCCAAAACCCUACGCUACACUGUAUUGGACCGACCUGGGAUGAGAGCCACCGUCCAUAACCGUUCCCUCUGGCUAGGCCAUCUCCCCCCCCGACAACCCCCGUCUCGCCCAAACAUUUUCAGACAGGCUGUCUUGUGCUAUGACUUACCAACCAGAAGUAUGUGACUAACAACAGUUCUCAACCUACUUUUAUGAAUGGCUGGGGUUUUUUUUGAGCUUCUCGGCUGCUUGACGAAUGACCCGAUUUGAUUGGUGGUUUUGUCCCAAAUGGCACUCUAUUCUCCAGGAAGGACCGUGACGUUACACUGUGGGCCUUGUCGGAGGUGGUGCCCUGCAUCCAGAGAAUGUGGUGUCAUUUUGGAUGCACUUUGUGUAACAAGGCGUAUCUCUGCUCCGGGCUCGUUUGGUGAUCGAACUUACAACGUAAAAAAAACAUCUUCGAUUAGAAAUUGGAAAGAAACAAUACCAUGGCAAACUUUUGGUGGUUCUCUAGGGGAACUCAGAAGUAAUUUAUAAUAAAACUGUUUACGAAAACCAA
Molecule: messenger RNA, 1564 nt
Organism: Esox lucius (northern pike)
Lineage: Eukaryota; Metazoa; Chordata; Actinopteri; Esociformes; Esocidae
Gene: tecrb
Product: trans-2,3-enoyl-CoA reductase b
Exons: 12
Coding region: 7-990 (327 amino acids)
Biological process (GO): very long-chain fatty acid biosynthetic process
Molecular function (GO): oxidoreductase activity, acting on the CH-CH group of donors
Source: RefSeq, a predicted model, not a curated record